AAGGGAUGCUACUGUGAGAUGGAGACCCCAGCCCCCACCGUGGCGUGGAAAGCUAUCGAUGAAUGACCCGAACCCUUGUUGCUCAAUCAUUCUGCACUCAUAUCUGUCAAAUGUUCUACAGUUCUUUAUUGGUCCAACAAUUAUUCACUGCUUUGGUUGUCGAGAUCCAUUGCGUUUUACAUUACUUGCUCGAACAAUUCUUCCAUCACAUUUAUUGGCGGAUGUGAUGUCGGUUAAAGCGGCUGUUAUAAAGACGAUGUGGAUUACGAGCAAGCCAAUAGAACAAUUUCGAAAAAGUCUUUUUCUUUCGAGUAGAAAUUGUUGCUCGUUUCCUACAUUUUUUGAUAUGCGGCAGUGCGGAAUCCGCUGGAAAACCAUGAGACCGAGGAGUUGAAAAGGUCGAGUCUUUCCUUCCCUCUUUCGUUGCCCUCGUCCUUCCCCACCUUAUCACAUGGCCUCGCUGCCGCUGGGACCCCAUCAUCCGCCGCCGCCCCUGCCGCCGCAGGAGCACGACACGCUCAACCCCGCCGCCGCUCCUCGCCGACCUGGGAUGGAUGAAGACAAGAAAACAUCUGUUUUGGAGGGGAACGAUGCAGUCACUGGACAUAUCAUUUCCACCACCAUUGGAGGCAAGAAUGGUGAACCCAAGCAGACCAUCAGUUACAUGGCAGAGCGCGUCGUAGGGACUGGCUCAUUUGGAAUUGUAUUCCAGGCAAAAUGUUUGGAAACAGGGGAGACUGUUGCGAUAAAGAAGGUUUUGCAGGAUCCAAGAUACAAAAACCGUGAGCUGCAGCUGAUGCGUUCAAUGGAUCAUUCAAAUGUGAUCUCACUAAAGCAUUGUUUCUUCUCCACCACAAGCAGGGAUGAGCUUUUUCUUAACCUGGUCAUGGAAUAUGUGCCUGAAACUCUUUAUCGUGUUCUAAGACAUUACAGCAGUGUGAAUCAGAGGAUGCCUCUUAUAUAUGUGAAGCUUUAUACGUAUCAGAUAUUUAGAGGGUUGGCUUAUAUUCAUACAGUUCCUGGUGUUUGCCAUAGAGAUGUAAAGCCACAAAAUGUUUUGGUAGAUCCUCUUACUCAUCAAGUCAAGCUAUGUGAUUUCGGAAGUGCAAAGGUUUUGGUCAAGGGUGAACCAAACAUUUCUUACAUUUGCUCUCGGUAUUAUCGUGCUCCAGAGCUUAUUUUUGGUGCAACAGAAUAUACAGCAUCUAUUGAUAUAUGGUCAGUGGGUUGUGUUCUUGCUGAGUUGCUCCUCGGUCAGCCAUUAUUUCCUGGAGACAGUGCUGUCGAUCAACUUGUUGAGAUAAUCAAGGUUCUCGGGACUCCAACUCGUGAAGAAAUUCGGUGCAUGAAUCCAAACUAUACAGAGUUCAGGUUUCCACAGAUAAAGGCUCAUCCAUGGCACAAGAUAUUUCAUAAGCGAAUGCCUCCUGAGGCAAUAGAUCUUACGUCGCGCCUUCUCCAAUACUCUCCUAGUUUUCGGUGCACUGCAUUGGAAGCAUGUGCUCACCCCUUCUUUGAUGAGCUACGAGAACCAAAUGCACGGUUGCCGAAUGGUCGUCCUCUGCCUCCACUUUUUGACUUCAAACAAGAAUUAAAUGGUGCAUCGCCAGAGCUCAUCGACAAGCUGAUUCCGGAACACCUGAGGCGACAAUUGAGUCUCAGUUUCCUGCGAGUUCCUGGGACGUAGUGUGCAGCAAUCACCUUCGUGAUGUUAUGGUCAAGAUCAAGUAAUCCCACUGCACAGUUUUCAUGCCAUCGCUAAAUUUCGGCAAGAGGUGUGCAAGAUGAACCAGGUGGAGCUGCCGGGUUAAAAGCAAGGUUGUUAUAACCUAUCCUGCCUACUGCCGAAAUCUGUAUAUUGCAACUUAUUUAGGAUCAUUAGGAUCUUGUUUCUUCUGUGGAUGGCUCCGAAUGUUCAAAGAAGUAUGUUUUGCUGGAGGGGACGACUAUGUACGUGGCUUUUAACUGUGGUUUGAUCUCUUUCGUUGUUGUUUGAUGAUGUCGGUGCAUGGUAGGAUGUCCAAGUCGAGUGCAGCUCAUGGGAGCUCCUCUUUUCUUCAUCCGUUCUUAUUGUAAAUGUAUGUAAUUUAGAAGAUUGAAGAUUUGAGCUGAGGAUGAAAACUUCUGUAA
Musa acuminata AAA Group (dessert banana) is the source of this 2130-nucleotide messenger RNA. Its product is annotated as shaggy-related protein kinase eta. NCBI's taxonomy places the organism in Eukaryota, Viridiplantae, Streptophyta, Magnoliopsida, Zingiberales, Musaceae. Gene Ontology annotation, molecular function: protein serine/threonine kinase activity; ATP binding. Gene Ontology annotation, cellular component: cytoplasm. Bases 452 to 1687 code for a protein of 411 amino acids. The record is from RefSeq and is a predicted model, not a curated record. Gene Ontology annotation, biological process: signal transduction; protein phosphorylation. The transcript is spliced from 12 exons.